Canis lupus familiaris (dog) is the source of this 3762-nucleotide messenger RNA. RefSeq names its product DNA ligase 3 (gene LIG3). The transcript has 20 exons. Gene Ontology annotation, molecular function: ATP binding; DNA binding; DNA ligase (ATP) activity. Lineage: Eukaryota; Metazoa; Chordata; Mammalia; Carnivora; Canidae. Bases 154 to 2949 code for a protein of 931 amino acids. The record is from RefSeq and is a predicted model, not a curated record. Gene Ontology annotation, cellular component: DNA ligase III-XRCC1 complex. Gene Ontology annotation, biological process: DNA recombination; mitochondrial DNA repair; DNA biosynthetic process.
GCGGCGCGGGCUCCGCCCUCUGCGCCUGCGCGCUGCGGCCGGCUCGAGGACCCGGAUUUAAAGAGACAGGCGCUCCAACCGUCGUGGCGGCGCGCGGCCCGGGGCGCCGGGUCCGAGGCCUGCGGGGUGCGCCGGAGCCGGGAAGGCAGCUGUAUGACUUUGGCUUUCAAGAUCCUCUUCCCACCAACCUUCCGCGCACUCAGGCGAAAAGAAUUGUGCCUGUUCCGAGAGCCACAUCACUGGCCUGACAUAAGACAGUUCAGCCAUUGGUCAGAAAGAGGUCUGCUUCAUGGGUCCUGCCUCCUCCAGAGAAGAAAGCCUGUUCUGUCAUUCCAGGAAGGCAGUCUAAGACCACGUGCCACCUGCCUUGUUUUUUUGCCAGGGUCGCAUGUGGGACUCUGCAGUGGGCCCUGUGAGAUGGCUGAGCAACGGUUCUGUGUGGACUAUGCCAAGCGUGGCACGGCUGGCUGCAAAAAAUGCAAAGAAAAGAUUGUGAAAGGUGUAUGCCGGAUUGGCAAAGUGGUGCCCAAUCCCUUCUCAGAGUCCGGGGGUGAUAUGAAAGAGUGGUAUCACGUUAAAUGCAUGUUUGAGAAAUUGGAGCGGGCCCGGGCCACCACAAAAAAAAUUGAGGACCUCACAGAGCUGGAAGGCUGGGAAGAGCUGGAAGAUAAUGAGAAGGAACAGAUAAGCCAGCACAUUGCAGAUCUGUCUUCUAAGGCAACAGGAACACCAAAGAAGAAAGCUGUCGUCCAGGCUAAGCUGACAGCCACUGGCCAGGUGACCUCUCCAGUGAAAGGUGCCUCAUUUGUCACCAAUACCAAUCCCCGGAAAUUUUCUGGUUUUUCAGCCAAGCCCAACAACUCUGGGGAAGCCCGCUCAAGCCCUACCCCUAAGGCAAGUUUGUCCUCAAGCAGAUGUGAUCCCAAGCACAAGGAUUGUCUGCUACGUGAGUUUCGGAAGCUGUGUGCCAUGGUGGCUGAGAAUCCUAGCUACAACACGAAGACCCAGAUCAUCCAGGACUUUCUUCGGAAAGGUUCAGCAGGAGAUGGUUUCCACGGUGACGUGUACCUAACAGUGAAGCUGCUGCUGCCGGGUGUUAUUAAGAGUGUUUACAACUUGAAUGAUAAGCAGAUUGUGAAGCUUUUCAGCCGCAUUUUUAACUGCAACCCAGAUGAUAUGGCACGGGACCUAGAGCAGGGCGACGUGUCAGAGACAAUCAGAGUCUUCUUUGAGCAGAGCAGAUCUUUCCCCCCAGCUGCCAAGAGCCUUCUUACCAUCCAGGAAGUGGACAAAUUCCUCCUUCAGCUCUCCAAGCUCACCAAGGAGGAUGAGCAGCAACAGGCCCUGCAGGACAUCGCCUCCAGGUGUACAGCCAAUGACCUUAAGUGCAUCAUCAGAUUGAUCAAACACGAUCUGAAGAUGAACUCGGGUGCAAAACACGUGUUAGAUGCCCUUGACCCCAAUGCCUAUGAAGCCUUCAAAGCCUCACGCAACCUGCAGGAUGUGGUCGAGCGGGUCCUCCGCAACGAGCAGGAGGUGGAGAAGGAGCCAGGCCAGAGACGAGCUCUGAGUGUCCAGGCUUCCUUGAUGACGCCAGUGCAGCCCAUGCUGGCCGAGGCCUGCAAGUCCAUCGAGCAUGCGAUGAAGAAGUGUCCUAACGGCAUGUUUUCCGAGAUCAAGUACGAUGGGGAACGAGUCCAGGUGCAUAAGAACGGGGAUCACUUCAGCUACUUCAGCCGCAGCCUUAAGCCUGUGCUGCCUCACAAGGUGGCCCACUUUAAGGACUACAUCCCCCAGGCUUUCCCUGGGGGCCACAGCAUGAUCUUGGACUCCGAGGUGCUCCUGAUCGACACGAAGACAGGCAAACCGCUGCCCUUUGGGACUCUUGGAGUGCACAAGAAAGCUGCCUUCCAGGAUGCUAAUGUCUGCCUUUUUGUUUUUGAUUGUAUCUACUUCAAUGAUGUCAGUUUGAUGGAUAGGCCUCUCUCUGAGCGCCGGAAGUUUCUUCAUGACAACAUGGUGGAAAUUCCCAACCGGAUCAUGUUCUCAGAAAUGAAGCAAGUCACUAAAGCUUCAGACUUGGUCGACAUGAUAAACCGGGUCAUCCGAGAGGGGCUGGAAGGGCUGGUGCUGAAGGACGUGAAGGGUACCUAUGAGCCUGGAAAGCGGCACUGGCUGAAAGUGAAGAAAGACUAUUUGAAUGAGGGGGCCAUGGCUGAUAUGGCGGACCUGGUGGUCCUUGGGGCCUUCUAUGGGCAAGGGAGCAAAGGUGGCAUGAUGUCCAUCUUCCUCAUGGGCUGCUAUGACCCAAGUAGCCAGAAGUGGUGCACGGUCACCAAGUGUUCAGGAGGCCAUGAUGAUGCGACCCUUGCCCGCCUGCAGAAGGAACUGGACAUGGUAAAGAUCAGCAAGGAUCCCAGCAAAAUACCCAACUGGCUGAAAAUCAACAAGAUCUACUAUCCUGACUUCAUAGUCCCAGACCCAAAGAAAGCUGCUGUGUGGGAAAUCACGGGGGCUGAGUUCUCCAGGUCUGAGGCUCACACGGCCGAUGGGAUCUCCAUCCGAUUCCCUCGUUGUACCCGGAUCCGUGACGAUAAGGACUGGAAAUCUGCCACUAACCUUCCCCAGCUCAAGGAACUGUACCAGCUGUCCAAGGAGAAGGCGGACUUCGCUGUGGCGGCUGGAGAGGAGGGAAGCUCCACCACAGGGGGCAGCAGCAGCGGCGGAGAGAACGGGGGUGUCUCGGGGCCUGCUGGGGCUAGCAAGGCCAAGAAGGUGGGAGGGAGGCCGAGUAGCCCCAAUGACAGAGGCGGCCACAAGUUGAUAGCCAAACCUUCCCCUGUGAAAGUGGGGCAGAAGCGGAAGGCUCCCGAUGAGGCUUCAUGCCCAGCAAAGAGGUGGCCGGCCAAGGAGCAGAGAGGAAGAACUAUGUCAGCAGGCAGGAGCUAGAACAGCCCAGGCUAGCUGAGAGGCUGCAGGGACCCACCAGGCUGCUGGUCCCGUUCACAAUUUACAUUAAAGGGGAGAAAGCCCAGUCUAGGUGGAGUGCAGCAGUGUGAGUUUGUGCUUUGGGCCAAAGCAGGAGCCCACAAAGAGCGGGCACGGGGCACUGGCUUGGUGAUUGUCCUCCUACCUUAAAAGCCUUUCUCCUUUCAUGCUCCCUUGUCCAUCAUUGGUUUGAAAACCACUUCUGAGCACCUACUGAAUCCAGGAAGGAGGCUCAGCCCUGGGGGAGCUGCUGGCCUAAAGGGCACAUAGGCAAACGUUUGAUCUCUCUACGGUGCGAUGGAGCCACAUGAAUCCUCCCCUACUCCCCAAGUGAAAGCAAGCAUCAGAGUUUGGCAGGCAGGGCCCUGAACUCAGUCCCCAGCAGAAGUGUGGAACCUUUCCCAUCAUUUCCCUGCCUGAAGCCCCUGAACCCAUGCCCAGCAGAGCUGGGCUCCUGACACCCCCAAGCCUAGCUCCUUGUGCACCAGUGGACUGCUCUGCCAGCCAGCAUAGCAUUACUGAGCCAAAGAGCCACUAGUCUGACCCACAGGACGGAGCUUGGACAUACAUUUCCCUUCUCCAGGGCCCCAGUGUGGGGACCCACCUGCUCUUCCUACUCUUCCUCUAGACAGGGAGGGGCAUGUGUCCUCUGUAGUGGUAAGGGACUGGGGUUUUGCUGCCUGGUCCUAUUCUCCAGUAAAUUCUCUGCGGUCGCGUCCUGACGACUAGGCUCCCUCCAGCUCUGGCUCUUGUUCUGCCCUCAGACCUUCCUCU